Messenger RNA from Megalobrama amblycephala (Wuchang bream), 1936 nucleotides. It is a transcript of the gene cacul1, whose product is annotated as CDK2 associated cullin domain 1. Gene Ontology annotation, molecular function: ubiquitin protein ligase binding. Lineage: Eukaryota; Metazoa; Chordata; Actinopteri; Cypriniformes; Xenocyprididae. The transcript has 8 exons. The record is from RefSeq and is a predicted model, not a curated record. Gene Ontology annotation, biological process: ubiquitin-dependent protein catabolic process. The coding region runs from base 181 to 1077 and encodes 298 amino acids.
UAUUUUGACAUAAGACUUAUUUUGACACAUCCGCCGUUUUACGGAAGUCCGUGUCGCGUCUCUUCGACAACAAAAUAAGCAGGAGUGAAACUGAAAUCGUCAACAUGCGUCGAUCAUCGAUCAGCUGAAGAAGAUCUGAGCUGACAUGGACUUCUGAAGUUGUGUCAGUGAGGCAGCAGGAUGGAGGAGAUGGAGGAGGACCCGCUGGAGAGGAUUGAGGAUGAUAAUCACAACUGUGGCGCUGCUGAGGGUGUGUGUGAGAGUGUGUGUUCACCUGAGCAGGUGUGUGUGGAUUAUGAUUCCAGCAGCGAGUCCGACAGUUCGGCCACAUCUGCGUCUAACAGCGCCGCGCUGCUGCUCAACUCGACCUCCAAGUUCCUCUUGAACGCAAUGACAGCAGAAGACUACAGGACAGUUUACUGGCCAAAGCUAGAGAGAGCCAUUGAGCAUCUGCUCACUCAAAGCCCAAUGGACCACAUCUCCAUCUCGUAUGAACAGAUCUACAGUCACGUUUAUAAGUGCGUGUGCCAACAACACUCAGAGCUGCUCUACAAUGACUUGAUGUGGAAGAUCACUUCUCAUCUAGAACAAGUGUCUUCUGAGCUACAGGCCAGCCCACCAGAACAUUUGAUUGAAAACUUCAACCUGGCUCUGACGCAGUACACCGCCGCCCUACACUGCAUCGUUCCCGUCUUCAUCUAUAUGAACAAGUUCUACAUUGAAACCAAGCUGAACCGAGACCUGCGGGACGACCUUAUGAAGCUUUUCUCGGAUCAUGUAGCAGAAAAACACGUCAGCACGUUACUGCCUCUUCUUAAAAAGGCUCAUUCCAUGCCAUUUCAAGUCAAACCGUCAACUAUGGAGAGUGUUGUGAAAGGUCUUUACACCCUCCGGCCAGACUGGGUUCCUCUUGCUCCGGCUCUGUUUUCGAGAUUCAUUCCUCAGAUCGAUCCUCCUGCUCUGGAGUCUCAGCUCCCGUAUUACGCCGCUCAAGACAAAAAACUGCAGAUGGAGCUUUGUCAGAACGGCUUCUCCAGGGGUGAUCAGUCGCGGAAGCGAGCGAGUGAAGAAUCGUGACAGCGAAGUGGAUUUUUACUCUACUUCAGCGGGCUGAAAGACACAGACAUGCCCAAACAGAGACGGUUCAUCUGUUCACACAGUCCUUUGGGAAUUCUCGGAUAUUUUGAGGAUUCUCAAAAGCAUUACAGAACUACACAAACAUGAGCAUCAUCACUAAUAGCCUUCAGUGUGCAUGUGGAGACACUUGGGUUUCUGGCCAAUGAGCAUUUGCAGAUGUCCGGUUAUAAAAGAGAUGGAUUCAUGGAAAUGCUCUUUUCUCUUGUUCUGGUUUUGUUUCACAGAAUUCAUCAUUUUUCCUGGUUUAUUUGUCCAAUCGAGCAUGCAAGCUGUUUUUCCUCUCUACUUUUAAGUUAUUUUUCCCUUACCUUGUCAUUCAGUUUGCUGCGAUAUCACGUGGUUUCAGAACGUAUGGUUUAGGAGUGCUAUAGUGUGACCGGCGUGAGACUGCAGUAAUGUGAUGGUGGAUCCAGGUUGUUUUGCAAAGUGAUGAAUGAAGGUAUUCCAAAUCCAGAUUACCUACUUAUUUUUUAAAUUUUAUUUUAGGAUCACUACUGUAGUUAAGUUUUAUUCGGUUUGACACACUUUUAUCUGAUGACCAUAUUACCUAAUAAUGAUGUGCCUUUGGCUAUUCGCCUUCCUUUUAGAGUUUUAAAGUGGAAAUGUGAUCUGUAAAUCAAUCAUUUAUUAUGAUAACUGUUGAUAUAUAUAUAUAUAUUUUUUUUGCAUCAGUAGAUGAUCUAAUAUUUGGGGGGGGGGGACCACAGCAGUUUGUGAAAAACCAGGACAUAUGAAAUCCAGGUGUAAUAUAAAGGGCUGCUAGUAAUUUGUCUGGAAUAAAUACACGACACUGAAACAA